Molecule: messenger RNA, 960 nt
Organism: Gastrolobium bilobum
Lineage: Eukaryota; Viridiplantae; Streptophyta; Magnoliopsida; Fabales; Fabaceae
Exons: 2
Coding region: 1-960 (319 amino acids)
Source: RefSeq, a predicted model, not a curated record
AUGACUGAAGACAACCAACAUUCAACCAAACGAAGUAAUCAUACGUGGACUGCCGAGGAGGAUAAAGUCCUGGUGGAAUGUCUCAUUGACAUAGGGUCUAUUUGGAAAGGGGAAAAUGGUUUUAAAUCUGGAUUUUCGGGUGCUAUAGAGAAGCUCAUGCAUCAAAGGAUACCUUUUUGUACCCUCAGAGGUAUCCCUCAUAUCACAUCCCGGGUUAAGUUGUUAAAAAAACAAUACAAUGCUCUCGCUGAAAUGAUCGGCCCUAACGGUGGGAGUGGGUUUGGAUGGAGUGAUACAAAAAAAAUGAUAGAGGUGGAAAGAGAGAUAUUCGAUGACUGGGUGAAGAGCCACCCUAGUGCUAAGGGUUUGUACAAUAAAUCAUUCCCACACUAUGACAGCUUAGGAGCAGUCUUCGGAAAAGAUGUAGCUCGUGGUCUUAAUGCAGAGGAGCCAACAGAUACGGUUAACCAAAUGCAGCAACAGGCUGCUAUGAAUGCAGACAAUGGGAUUGGGUUUGAUGAGUACAUUGACAUGACUGGAGACUACAUCCCCACACCUAUCAAUGUUGAUACUACAAUGCCCGAUCUCCCACAAGAGGAGGUCAUGCCACCAUCUCCUGUAUCGACUGCUGCUACAACGAGGGGUAAGAAACGUCAGCGAAGUGAAGAUCCAUUGCUUGUGGAAGUUGUAGAUGUUAUGAAGGAUCUCAGUCAAAAUUACAGGAAGUCAAAAGAUAGUAUUGAUAAGUUGGUAGGGUGCUUUCAAUACAAUGCUGAAGGUAGCCAUAGGCGAAUGUCAAUAAUGACAGAACUAGAGAAGUUUGAAGAAUUGACAGAGGAACAACAGGUUCAUGUUGCUGUGCAAUUGGGUAGGGAUAGCAAUCUCACAGAUGUCUUCAUGCAAUGCAGUCACAGUAAGCGAGCUGUUUUGGUGGCUGGAUUGUUGGCCCUUCAUCAGUGA